GCAAUCUUUUUCAUGUUAUGUACACACCAAGUGUGAUUUUGAAAAAAAGUAAUUAUUUGGUUGAUUAAACCUGUUCUGCUUGUGUUUCUUUCCAAAACAUCAUCUAGAUUCUGUUUCUCUUCAGUGGAGCUCUUUAACAUCAAGCUUUUACCGCUUAAAGCAUCGAUUUUUCUGUUACUACGUAGUUUUAUAUAAUUGGUGAUAAUGUCUGAAAAACGAAGCUAUCGCGCUUGCCUUUUCGAUAUGGACGGCUUAUUAAUUGACAGCGAAGAAGUUUACACCGAGACCACAAAUCAAAUUUUAGCGCGCUACGGUAAAGGGCCUCUCAUCCUUCCUGUCAAGGUGCAAAUGAUGGGACGACCAGGACAUGAAGCGGCUCGCGUUGUUAUUGAAUGGUCUGGUAUUCCAAUGACACCUCAACAAUUUGUUGAUGAACAACAAGUUAUACGGGCAAAGUAUUGGAAAAAUGUUAAGCUGAUGCCAGGAGUUGAGAGCUUGAUCACUAAUCUUGAGAACCGCAAUAUUCCAAUUGGUUUAGCAACAUCUUCCAAUACCGAGAACUUUCGCAUGAAGACAGAAUACCUGCAGCAUUUAUUUCGUUGUUUUGGUUCACGUAUCAUCACUGGGGAUGAUAAAAGGAUUCCCGAAGGGCGUGGUAAACCGUACCCCGAUAUUUGGCUCCAAACGCUUAAUCUCAUUAACGAGCAACUUCAAGCUAAUGGCUUGGAACCAGUCAAGCCGGAAGAAUGUCUUGCUUUUGAAGAUAGCAUUCCAGGUGUAAAAAGUGCAAAAGCUGCUGGUAUGCAUGUGAUUUGGGUCCCUGCCGAAGCAGUCCUUCGGUUUGCAAAAGAUGAAAUACCAGAACUUUUGGAUGAGCAAUGCGAAAUUCUUAAUUCUUUGGAAGCUUUUGAAUUUGGAAAGUAUUUUCAAUCUUAGUGUUCUAUCACUAAUAAAUGUAGACAGCAAACAAUUUUUGUAGGGUCUAAAUAUCGAAGUUUAAGCACUCAAGUACUAGCUACUGAUCUUAUUGUCGACCGCUUACAAAUAGCAUACUAUAACUGAAUAUCAUUGAAACGAGUUAGGGAAUUCAGAGAAUGUUGCGAACAUUAAUGCAUUUUCAAC
Schizosaccharomyces japonicus yFS275 is the source of this 1122-nucleotide messenger RNA. RefSeq names its product haloacid dehalogenase-like hydrolase. The coding region runs from base 205 to 936 and encodes 243 amino acids. The transcript is spliced from 6 exons. NCBI's taxonomy places the organism in Eukaryota, Fungi, Ascomycota, Schizosaccharomycetes, Schizosaccharomycetales, Schizosaccharomycetaceae. Gene Ontology annotation, molecular function: phosphatase activity. The record is from RefSeq and is a predicted model, not a curated record.